This is a messenger RNA of Cuscuta campestris, 1073 nucleotides long. The record is from the annotation of a GenBank genome assembly. NCBI's taxonomy places the organism in Eukaryota, Viridiplantae, Streptophyta, Magnoliopsida, Solanales, Convolvulaceae.
ACAUCAAAUGGUCUAAUUAUUCCAGCCGGCGCACACAUCGUGCUUCACCCAUCUGACGAAAUCAAGAUUAGGUAUACAUCGAGCAAUCUGAGGUACGUACAUGUCAUCGAUCGAAUUAUUCCAGCCGGCUCACGCUCCUCUAAGAAAUCCAGACAAGGUGGCCACGUUUCGGGUAAAGGAACUCAAGGAUGUUCUGACUAAACUUGCUCUGCCAAAGCAAGGAAAGAAACAUUGCCCCAUAUCAGAAGCUUGAAGACGAGUUUCAACAAUCCUCUCCAAGAACUAAGAACCUAUCACCCAUGGAAGACACCAGAGCUAAUCCGCAGCCUCAACAGCCCAAGGCAAAAAAGAGGCAGCUUGACCUGGCGCACUUGCAGAGCACUCCUUACUACAAGAUGAGAGCCAUUGUUAAAGAGCUUCGACCCCAUAUCAUUCAGGUUCUUCGCACUCCUGACUUUCGCAAUUGCAAGGCAGCUACUGAAAUUCGUCAAGAGCUAGCCGUUCUCAUGGAUCUUUGCAAAGAGAUGGCUACAGAAACCACGACAGCGCCAUCUAAUCCCAAGGACACAGUUGAAGGUUUGAAGCCCAGCGCCACGCAUCAGAAUAUAAAAACUGCAGAGAAGCCGCCGCUGCCGCCAACAACAACUAAUAAUAAGCCUUCUGAAGAUAAGGCGGCGCCGGGAAAUCUCCCCCAGUGGGGCAGUGACGCCAUUGCCAAGGGUACGUAUAGAGUUGGGGGGUCAGCGUUUGGCUGGAAUUUUAUAUACUAUCCUGGAGGUACGUCAGUGUACUAUGGGAGGACAAAAGAGUCAUUUCGGUCUGCAAACCCUAAGUCUCAAUGAGCUAGCUUUGAUCCUUGGAUUUGGUAAGACAUUUGAGAGUUGUCAAAGAAUUCUGUUUUUUUUUUAUUUUUGUUACUGAACUGUCCAUUUCAAGAAAUGCUAAGCAGGGAAAUAUUAGUGGGUCUCAUUGGUGAGUGUUUGGUCAAUUGGUUCUUUACCUUUGCAGUUUGGAGGGUGGGUAUUUAUUACUCCCCGAAUUGCAAAAUAUUCUCAUAAAAUUUUGGUUCUAUU